CCGGCUUGCGGGCGCUGCCAGUCUCCGGCGGUGGUGUCCGGCGCGCGGCUGAGCGACUGAGCGUGCGGACAGAGCGGCGGCCUGCUGGGCGGGCUGAGCGGCGCGCGCGGCGGAGGGACGCGGCGGCGGCGGAGGCGGCGGCGGCGACAGGUCUUCUUACAAAGGACAAUGACUACUGAUGAGGGCACCAGUAACAAUGGAGACAACCCAGCAGCCACUGUGGUUGAGCAGGGCGAAGAUAUCACUGCGAAGAAAGACAGAGGAGUGUUAAAGGUUGUCAAAAAAGUGGGAACUAGUGAGGAGACUCCAAUGAUUGGUGACAAAGUUUAUGUCCACUACAAAGGGGCGUUGUCAAAUGGAAAGAAGUUUGACUCCAGUCAUGACAGAAAUGAACCAUUUGUCUUUAGCCUUGGCAAAGGCCAGGUUAUCAAAGCCUGGGACAUUGGUGUGUCUACCAUGAAGAAAGGCGAGAUUUGCCAUUUAUUAUGUAAGCCAGAGUAUGCUUAUGGAGCGGCCGGCAGCCUCCCGAAGAUUCCCUCGAAUGCAACUCUCUUUUUUGAGAUUGAACUCCUUGAUUUCAAAGGUGAGGAUUUAUUUGAAGAUUCAGGCAUUAUCCGUAGAAUCAAACGGAAAGGCGAGGGAUACUCAAACCCGAAUGAGGGAGCAACGGUCGAAGUGCACCUGGAAGGCUGCUGUGGUGGAAGGAUGUUUGAUUGCCGAGAUGUGGUGUUCACUGUUGGUGAAGGAGAAGACCACGACAUUCCGAUCGGAAUUGACAAAGCCCUAGAGAAGAUGCAGCGAGAAGAACAGUGUAUUUUAUAUCUUGGACCACGAUAUGGCUUUGGAGAAGCAGGGAAGCCUAGAUUUGGCAUUGAGCCCAACGCUGAGCUUGUAUAUGAAGUUACACUUAAGAGCUUCGAAAAGGCCAAAGAAUCCUGGGAGAUGGACACCCAAGAAAAACUGGAGCAGGCCGCCAUUGUGAAAGAAAAGGGAACUGUGUACUUCAAGGGAGGCAAGUAUAUGCAGGCCGUGAUUCAGUACGGGAAGAUUGUGUCCUGGCUGGAGAUGGAGUACGGCCUGUCAGAGAAGGAGUCCAAAGCCUCCGAGUCCUUCCUGCUCGCAGCCUUCCUGAACCUAGCCAUGUGCUACCUGAAGCUCAGAGAGUACAACAAAGCCGUGGAGUGCUGCGACAAGGCCCUUGGACUAGACAGCGCCAAUGAGAAAGGCUUGUACAGAAGAGGCGAAGCCCAGCUGCUCAUGAACGAGUUCGAGUCCGCCAGAGGUGACUUCGAGAAGGUGCUGGAGGUCAACCCCCAGAACAAGGCCGCGCGGCUGCAGAUCUCCAUGUGCCAGAGGAAGGCGAAGGAGCACAACGAGCGGGACCGCAGGGUGUACGCCAACAUGUUCAAGAAGUUCGCAGAGCAGGACGCCAAGGAAGAAGCCAGCAGAGCAGUGAGCAGGAAGGCUGGAGAGGGAGCUGCCGGCAAGCAGUGCAAGAGCCAGGCCGUGGAAGGAGGGAAGGCCCAAGGCCACGUAUGACGCCACGCCAAGGAGGGAAGAGAGUCGUCAUGAACUCGGCCCUCCGCACUGGGCUCGCCCACUGAGGACUGAAGUGUUUAGUGUAAGGUUUGUUAGUCUCUGUGAUUCGGAAGCCAGGGGCAGUACCGUAGCUUCCCAAGUAACCACCUGCUGCUGCCAGGCCUGGGGAGGGACAUGCCGGGGCACAGCAGAGGAGGCCAAGCCAGCAGCUCAGGCUAGCCCAUUUCAGUCUGUCACCUUCCAUUGUCCCGCACAGCAUCCCUUGUGAUCCUAGGGCCCAGCUGCUGUGGGAUCUACGUCUGCACUAUCUAUGGUCACUCUGCAGAAACCGUUGAUAAAACCAACUCGGUGGAUCUCUGCUUCCCUAUUGGUGGGCACAGCAGGGUGAGGAGAUUGUUUAGCACUGACUCGCCGAGUAGGAACACAAGCCCACCAAGGUCCACAGCUGGGUCUCUGGCCGCUUGCCUGCCUUCCAAGUCCCCUUCUCAGACUCCCGAGUGUGGCUUUCUGUCCUAGCCAGCAUGUCCCAUGGACCAUUGUUCCUCCAGCACCCUUCAUUAGUGACAGCAGGAGGCGUGUCCCGGGCAGCUUUCUCUGUUUCGGGUGGGUUUCUGAGGUGUGGAGAGCGGUCAGAAGUGGGCUUAUCCGCCCCGCUGUUCAUCCCUCUCAAGGACAAUGUUAGCGCGCAGUCCUCCAUGCUCUCCUGUGUUCCCGUUCUCUGCCUUGCUGUGAAGACUCUGAGGCUUGCUCUUGCCCUGGGCUGGGGUGGACUGACGUCCGUAUCCAGCGAGGACUGACGGGUUGCCCUUUUUUUGUUAUUAUGAUUACCUACUUGUAAACGUGUAUACUGAUUUUUGGAAGGAACGUCACACUCCUCUAUCAUGCAAAAAUAUUUUUCAAUUUUUACUUUUUAGCUUGUGUUUUGAAAGGCAAACUCUGGGAGGUUUAAAACAGGUAGUUACUCUUAGAGUGAGGUACCUGGAAGUCCCACAGGUAGAUGCCUCACCCUGCACUGCAGCCUCAGUGUUCUGGUGGGAGCUGUGAGGGUUGCUGGCUUCAGGUGUACACAUAUCAAGCCAAAGUCUCCAAAACUUGGGCAUUGAAUUAGGGCUAAUCUUAGUUUUGGAGUUGGGUUUUCGUCCUACAGGUUAUGGACGGGAUUGAGCAUGGCUGGCUUCUCCACAGCCAUGGGGACCCCCGUGGGGACACACCCACCAGCCCAAUAAUCCAUGCACCUCUGCCUAAACAGCUCACUUCCAGCCCUAAGGACCACUGUGCUCAAGAUGUGUGGCUUUAGUGAGACAGUCUCGUUGUUGUCAGUUGUUAGGCCAGGGCCUUCAGACCUGCAGGACCGCUGUUCCCUCCUUUCCAGUUCUGCUCUGCCUGCAGCCGAUGCGUGGAGCAGUGAAGGAGCCCUCCAAGUUCACAUCUGCUCUUCUGCACUUCACACCCAUGUUUUAGAGCCCUGGUCUCACCCAGGACGUACUACAGAGCGGGAGUUGACUCUGCAUGUAGUGCGCUAGCGUUUGUAGUUCCCUUGACUAGAAUUGCAGAGGCAGGGAGCCCGUGCUGGAAGUUGAGCUUAACAAGUUAGAUCUUUACAGAAAAACUUCUUCAAAGACUUGGGUGACCCUCACCCAGCUGUCUCCCAAGUGCGUGUUGUGGGCCACGGAGACUGGUAUGGGAAGGGGACGGUCAAAGUUCCGAGCCAGAGAUGGCAGGGCACUCGGCACCACUAGAUUUUACAUGCUCUUGUAUUCAGUGACUUCAGACCAUUUUUAUGAAAAUCAGAAGAUGUCUUCAAACACCCUUAGACUGGAUAGAGUGAUGGGUAAGCAGGUAAUACAUUGAAAUUUUGGUUUUUAAAAAAUCACUUAGAUGCUGGGAGUAAUGGUGACACACACCUUUGAUCCCGUGACUUGGGAGACCCUGUCUCAAAAUAAAAAAAAAAUCAUUUAGAUGCAUUUUGUGUUCCUUAAAUAAAUUUUUUAAAAAGUA
Messenger RNA from Apodemus sylvaticus (European woodmouse), 3537 nucleotides. RefSeq names its product FKBP prolyl isomerase 5 (gene Fkbp5). The transcript has 11 exons. NCBI's taxonomy places the organism in Eukaryota, Metazoa, Chordata, Mammalia, Rodentia, Muridae. The record is from RefSeq and is a predicted model, not a curated record. Bases 169 to 1539 code for a protein of 456 amino acids. Gene Ontology annotation, molecular function: peptidyl-prolyl cis-trans isomerase activity; protein binding.